AUGACAAGAACCAAGAGCGGAGUAAAACGAACUAUAGCAGAUCACGAUGACUGGUGUCUGAUGAUGUCGGAGAGACUGUCUAAGCUCAACAGGAAGACGGCAAAUCACCUCGCACAAUCGCUGGAUGCCAUGACAAGCGUGUCGGUCACUGUCGCCGACCCUGGCGAUUGGGCUCUACAUUAUCAAUUGCACCCUUGCAUGGAGGGCUUCCAAGUCGAGCUCUUGCCUCGACGCAAGCGAUCCAAGUAUAUUACCAACUCCUGCUCAGAGUGCCGACUGAAGAAGCGGAAAUGCAGCAACGUACGGCCAUGUGCCAUGUGUAUCGUUGCCGGGACGAGCGCCAGAUGUCAAGCGGAGUCUACUACUGCUCCGUGUUAUACGACGAUUUGUAGUGCGCAAGAAGCGUUGUUCCAGGAGACAAAGGAUCAAGACAUCGCCCUAGAGUCCCUCAGACAUGCGUGCAUACAAGUGGGAGUCAACAUCGCAUUGGUGCGACCACUCUGGGAGCUCGGAUUGAACGCGUCGAUUGUUUUCAGGGCUUUCAGGAUAUUGCCUCUGGAUUUGAAGAUGGCCAUGGACGAAGCGAUCGAAACCGCCAAGUCCACUGCCUUCACAAACCUGAGCAUUUUAGGGGAAGAAGCGGCCAAGCUUCACAAGAUGCAAGAGUAUGGAAGGCUCUCCCAUGACCUGCAUCUCGACGACAAUCAGAAGUGCUCCGACAGAUCCUCCAGUGGUGCAUCCGAUUGGUUUGAUCUAUUUUCGUCGAACGCGCACUGGGGUCAUGGUCGGUGGAUUUCCAUUGAGUUCGACAAGGCCAACCUGGCGCAUUGCAGGCGACUCAAGUUAGGCGAUGAGGUUGCAGAGAUGCUGGGAUAUCAUCACUCAGAGAUGAUAUUCCGACAUUCGAAUCAUGAGAUGUUGUUGCAAGUCAGCGAGUACGAGAUGCUCAUCACGAUGCUGGAGAUGAUCUUCCAUUCCUUUGAUCGGCAAGUCAUAUGGUAUUGGAGGAUCAUGUUGCCUCAUCUAGACAGCGGCGUCAGGAAGGCCGUCUACCUCAAGUGCACGCAGCACAAGGCUUUCGAUGACCUCGGGAUGCAGACCGGCUACACAAUCACCUUCGAGCCGUCAACCCCACAGGCCUUCCAGAAUUUCAAGAAUCGUUACCUGCCGCACAACAUGCGAACAAGCUUUAAUGAGAAGAAUCCAGAUGAGAUCAUUACAAAGGAGGCCAUCGUCUACAUGAGAAAGUCACAAACUGAAGGGGCCGAGAAGCUCUCGUUCCUUUCUGAGACAGUCAAGAAUUGGACUCGAGAGCAUUAG
Messenger RNA from Guillardia theta CCMP2712, 1320 nucleotides. RefSeq lists its product as hypothetical. Gene Ontology annotation, biological process: regulation of DNA-templated transcription. The record is from RefSeq and is a predicted model, not a curated record. The transcript is spliced from 2 exons. Gene Ontology annotation, molecular function: zinc ion binding; DNA-binding transcription factor activity, RNA polymerase II-specific. The coding region runs from base 1 to 1320 and encodes 439 amino acids. NCBI's taxonomy places the organism in Eukaryota, Cryptophyceae, Pyrenomonadales, Geminigeraceae.